GUGGGUAAAAGCUGGCUGACAUUUUGACAUUUCUGCUUUUCACUUUCAUCAAUUUCAUAAUUUCGAUCGAAGAAUGAAGAACCCUUGUUGUAUAUAAAAUAUCAAAAAUAAUUCAGUUUUGUUGACUAUGCUAUGAACUAUUUUUAUUUCAUAUAUAAUAUUUUAUGGAUAGAUCAUUUCAGAAAUGGAGGAAGAACACUGUUUACACGAAUGUGAAAGUUACAUUCAAAGCCAUAAUAUUCAAUUGUUAUUAAAAGACUGUAUUGUACAACUUUGUGUUAAUAAGCCUGAAAAUCCUGUUACGUUUCUCAGACAAUAUUUUCAAAAAUUGGAACGGGAGCAAGUGAAAGCCGCUGCCGCAGCUGCGGCUGCAUCUGAAGGCGAAGCAGAUGGAGAACUGUCGCCGCUGCCCGUGCCUGGUGGGCAGCUGCCGCGGCGACGCGGCGGUAUCAGCGCGGAGCCCAUGACAGAGGAGGAUGUUACUAGUUAUGUUAAAAAGGUGGUGCCAAAAGACUACAAGACUAUGGGUGCCCUGUCCCGUGCCAUCGCUUCCAAUGUGUUGUUCACACACCUGGACGAGUCGGAGCGGGCGGACAUGUUCGACGCCAUGUUCCCGGUCCAGUUCCUCCCCGGCGAGACCGUCAUACGACAGGGGGACGAGGGGGACAACUUCUAUAUUAUACACUCAGGUGAAGUCGAGGUGCUGGUGAACGGCGAGCCGGUGACGAGCAUCGGCGAGGGCGGCAGCUUCGGCGAGCUGGCGCUCAUCUACGGCACGCCGCGCGCCGCCACCGUGCGCGCGCGCACCGCGCUCAAGCUGUGGGGGCUCGACCGCGACUCCUACCGCCGUAUCCUCAUGGGCUCCACCAUCCGCAAGCGCAAGAUGUACGACGAGUUCCUGUCGCGCGUCUCCAUACUAGAAAGCUUAGAGAAAUGGGAGCGGCUGACGGUCGCGGACGCGCUCGAGCCCGUGUCGUUCACCGACGGCGAGACCAUCGUGCGCCAGGGCGAGCCCGGCGACGACUUUUAUAUUAUUGUUGAAGGUACGGCGGUGGUGCUGCAGCAACGCAGCGGGCAGGCGGAAGGCGCGGCGGUGGAGGUGGGCCGCCUGGGCCCGUCCGACUACUUCGGCGAGAUCGCGCUGCUGCUGGACCGGCCGCGCGCCGCCACCGUGCGCGCCGCCGGCCCGCUCAAAUGCGUCAAGCUCGACCGCGCCAGGUUCGAGCGCGUGUUGGGGCUCUGUGCUGACAUCCUGAAGCGCAACAUUGCACAGUACAAUAGUUUUGUGUCUCUGUCCGUGUAAAAGUGUUCAAUGAACUCCAUUAUAGUCUAUAACUUAAUAUAGUAAUAUUAGACUAAAAACCUAUGUGGGUUUGAGUUAAACUUUUUAUACGAAAACAAAAAGAAGCCAGAAAACAUUACAGCUUAUAGAAAGUGUGGUAUGAUAAUAUUUAUAUAUAGUUAGUAUCUUUAUUUCCUUAAUAUUUAUCUUAUAGUGUUUAAAUGUAGCAAUUUAUUUUGUUUAACAAGUAUGUGUUCUUUCUUAUUUAUAAUUGAUGCCAAGUUUAUGGGUCUGUCUGCCAAAAGUUAUACCAUAACGUACAGAAAAGUGUCAUAAGAUUCAUAAUAGUACAUUAUGAUACAAGUGUGCUACGUUUGUAUAUUACACACGAGGCGAUUAUUAACUCGAUCGGAUUAUCAUACAUUAUACCGCACAAGUGCGAUUGUAUAAUAAAUACGGAAUCCUAAAAAGCACGCACGUGUAAUAUCUAGGGUUAUCAACCCAAAAGCGGUUCUAUAAGUUCCUCGUUACGAGUAAGCAUGUUGAAAAUAACUAUUACCAACCUUUGUGUUGUCCAGUUGUAAACUGUGUAAUAAUCAAGUUAAUAUAUUUUUGAAAGAAUUAACGUUAGGUACCUACACAUUCAUAUUUUAAUAUGUAUUCAUCGUAAGUCAAUUACAAUGAAUGAUAGUGUUGUUUUAUUCUGUAUUUUAAACCAAUAAAGACAGAAACAUU
Messenger RNA from Cydia pomonella (codling moth), 2017 nucleotides. RefSeq names its product cAMP-dependent protein kinase type I regulatory subunit (gene Pka-R1). Gene Ontology annotation, biological process: regulation of protein phosphorylation. Bases 185 to 1303 code for a protein of 372 amino acids. Gene Ontology annotation, cellular component: cAMP-dependent protein kinase complex. Gene Ontology annotation, molecular function: cAMP-dependent protein kinase regulator activity. NCBI's taxonomy places the organism in Eukaryota, Metazoa, Arthropoda, Insecta, Lepidoptera, Tortricidae. The record is from RefSeq and is a predicted model, not a curated record. The transcript has 7 exons.